CGUGAACUCCCUCGCUAAAAGACCGACUCGUGAACGGUUCUGAGAGAAUCUGGCGGACGUGCUAUAAAAGCUACCAUUUGCGCCCGUCUCGACGGCGUGGCCAUGUCGAUCAGCAUCUAUGAAGGCCUCAGCGACAUGAUCUCCCUUUUGUUUACCCUCUUGACCUCCUCGGUCGCGGCGCGCGACACUUUCUAUCCCCCACUCAAUCACACCACCUUCAUAACCAACACAUCGCUGGGUACCUAUGGGGGCAUCUACUCCGCGCCCGCCGAUCAGGCCAGCCCGCCGUCUGCUGAGGAGGUCUACAAUUAUUGCUCAAUGCCGCACCCCCGCGCCGACACCUACACUCUACCGCCUCCCAUUGCCAAUGGGUCAGUGUCCGGUCGCUUGGUCUACCUCGAAUACCUGCAGCGACACCAACGCAGGACCCCCUACAAUAUUCUUCCCGGCGGCGAGAACCAAGCAUACAACUGCAACAACGUGCAGCCCUUCCUAUACCUUGCGCCGACGUCCGGAAGCCCCUCUCCACUCCCCGUAUACGCGCAGUCAUACUCCGAACCGACCAACCCGUUCCUAGACAGCUACGUCAAUGGGUCCUGCCAGUAUCCCCAACUCACGGUUGGAGGCUUCUUGGACGGUUACCAACACGGUCGCGAUCUUCGGGAAGUGUACCAGGAGCGAUUGCAGCUCAUCCCGUCGGCUCCGAACGAGGAUAAUGGCAGGAAAGUGUGGCUCCGCAGCAGUAGCUCCGCCCUGACGCAGGAAUCUGCGAGCGGAGUGCUGAGAGGGAUGUGGCCGGAUUACCCGGGGUCCUUGCCGCUGCACCAGCAGGCGUCUAGCAUCGAUACCGUCGACCAGGGGUUUUCUUGUUCCGCACGGAGCGAUCUGCUGUCCGCCAUUGAGUCCACUCCGGUGUGGGAAGAGCAUCUGGCAGUCACGGCGUCGCUUCGCACCACGCUGGCCGACAUGUUCGAUGCCAACACCUCGAGCUGGACCUCCACUUUUGAUCACUUCGCCGACAACUUCCAGGGCCGACUGUGCAACGGCUACCAACUACCAUGUAGCCUGAAGGACGAGUCCCAGUGCGUGACCCAGGAGCAGGCGGACGAGGUUUUCCGGGCUGGUGACUGGGAGUGGAACUACUGGUGGAGACACAAUGCCAACGCCACGCGAUACAUCCAGCUUGUGGAGGGGCUGUUCAUCAGCGAGAUUGUGCAGCACCUGGAAGCGGUGGCCCAGGGCAGCUCGGCUCUGGUCUACAGCCACAACUUCGUGCAUGACGGGGACUUGGGGCCCAUGCUAGGUGCUUUGGGGAUUCGAGCGCUGCGCUGGCCGGGGAUGGGGUCGAACGUCGCUUUUGAGAUUUGGAAGACGACCGACUCGGAGCACUACGCCCGGGUUCUGUACAGCGGACGGGCCAUCGAGACAAUUCACGGCACGCUGGACUGGAUCCCGUUGGCGUCGUUGAUUGACAUUUUGAGGCCGUCCAUCCCUGACGACAUCGUCGCCUUGUGCGAGGCAGCCUGAUCUGGUCCGAUGUUGUUUCUUCGCAGUCCUAGACAGGUAUGGGCGAGUAUACAGUUGAGCAGAAAGGUAGAAAUGUUUGUAUCGUGACUGCUCCGAUUUUCGGUUGACAGGAGAGCUUCUCGUGCGCGAGAGAGUCUGUACAGUACCGACUCGAAGCCUCGCGUAAGAUGACUUGGUUCAUCAACUUGCUAUCAUCAGAUUCGAGAAUUAUCAAACUCAUACCAAAUCAUUCCCCGCGGGUCGAUGUACAUAUGGGAAACGGAAUAAGAUAGGAAACAUAUAACCUCAC
Aspergillus uvarum CBS 121591 is the source of this 1816-nucleotide messenger RNA. RefSeq names its product histidine phosphatase family protein. The record is from RefSeq and is a predicted model, not a curated record. Gene Ontology annotation, molecular function: phosphatase activity. Gene Ontology annotation, biological process: dephosphorylation. Bases 103 to 1527 code for a protein of 474 amino acids. The transcript is spliced from 3 exons. Lineage: Eukaryota; Fungi; Ascomycota; Eurotiomycetes; Eurotiales; Aspergillaceae.